Messenger RNA from Leguminivora glycinivorella, 622 nucleotides. RefSeq lists its product as uncharacterized. Lineage: Eukaryota; Metazoa; Arthropoda; Insecta; Lepidoptera; Tortricidae. The transcript is spliced from 2 exons. Bases 7 to 456 code for a protein of 149 amino acids. The record is from RefSeq and is a predicted model, not a curated record.
GAUGUGAUGGUGGCUAGAAUGAAACAAACACAAGCCUCAAAAAUCAGCAAUCAGCCAACCAAGAUGUCAAGUAUGAAGACCUGCAAGGACAACGGGAUGACCUCUAGGCAGUCACUGAUCGGUUCCAGCAAUGCCAAGAGAUACAUGAGCAGGCAUUACAACGCAUCCGGGACCUCGAGCAGCAACUGCAGGAGUCGGAUUCAAAAUGAUCCAUCGAGCGUGUACCCUGUGUGCAUGGACUCGCCUGCGCCCGCUUGUUCGAGCCGCGCCCGAGCCGGCUUAGCCCCGCUCCCACAAGCCCGCGCCCGUGCGCCGUCGCGCCGGCUCCGUCGCCGUCGAGCCUUCUGCAGCUGGCGCUGUCGCGGCUGGCCGCCGAGCCUUCUGCAGCUGGCGCUGUCGCGGCUGACCGCCGAGCCCUCUGCAGCUGGCGCUGUCGUGGCUGAUCGCCGAGCCUGAGCCUCGGCCGCCGGCCCCCCGCCGCCGCUCCGCCCCGCGGCGGCAUUAUAUAUAUUUUUUUCUUUAGUUGAGACAUCAAGAGUCUUUUAAAACUCUAAAGUUAUUUUAGUUAUUUUUUAUUUGUAUCAGUUCGUUUUUUUUUUCUUCAUCAUGUAUAUUUUUUUUA